AUGGCAGAGAAAAUCGAAAAAAAGCCAAUCACAAUUUCCAACCUUUUGCUUGGUGCAGGGUUGAACUUGGCGGAAGUGUCGUCGCUUGGUCAGCCACUCGAGGUGACCAAGACCACGAUGGCGGCACACAGAGACUUUGGUCUCACGCAGGCUGUGAAACAUAUCUGGAAGCGUGGGGGUCCGCUGGGGUUCUACCAGGGGUUGAUUCCUUGGGCAUGGUUCGAGGCGUCCACCAAGGGUGCGGUGUUGCUUGCGGUGAUGACGGAAGGUGAAUACCAGUUCCGGGUGUUGGGUGCGUCGCCGUUUGUGUCCGGUAUUGGUGGUGGUAUGCUUGGAGGGUUGUCGCAGGCGUACCUCACGAUGGGGUUCUGCACGUGCAUGAAGACGGUUGAGAUCACGCGGACCAAGAGCACGAGCGACGGCAAGCCUGCCAAGAGCACGUUCACGGUGUUCAAGGAGAUCUACCAGAAGGAGGGCAUCCGCGGUAUCAACAAGGGUGUCAACGCGGUGGCCAUGAGACAGAUGACCAACUGGGGGUCGCGGUUUGGUUUGGCCAGAUUGGCGGAGGACUGGAUCAGGAACUUCACGGGCAAGAAGAAGGACGAGAAGCUUGGCGCAGUGGAGAAAAUCCUCAGUUCUGUUGUCGGAGGUGGCUUGAGUGCCUGGAACCAGCCGUUCGAGGUUGCGAGAGUGGAGAUGCAGAGCAGGGUGGACGACCCGAACAGACCAAAGAACUUGAACGUUUUCACGACCUUGAAGUACGUGUACAAGACCAACGGGAUCAAGGGCCUCUACAAGGGUGUCACGCCGAGAAUCGGCUUGGGUGUCUGGCAGACCAUCUUCAUGGUGUCGUUGGGAGACUACGCCAAAGAGUACAUUGCCAACUGGGGCAAGCCUAAGCCAGCGCUCAAGUGA
This is a messenger RNA of Pichia membranifaciens NRRL Y-2026, 915 nucleotides long. RefSeq lists its product as hypothetical. Gene Ontology annotation, cellular component: mitochondrion. Bases 1 to 915 code for a protein of 304 amino acids. The record is from RefSeq and is a predicted model, not a curated record. Gene Ontology annotation, biological process: alpha-ketoglutarate transport; mitochondrial citrate transmembrane transport. Lineage: Eukaryota; Fungi; Ascomycota; Pichiomycetes; Pichiales; Pichiaceae. Gene Ontology annotation, molecular function: tricarboxylate secondary active transmembrane transporter activity. The transcript has a single exon.